AUGGGUGGUCAUGGUGGUCUGAAUAUACUGCCUCAGAAGCGGUGGAAUGUGUACAACUUUGAUAAUAGAGAGAAGGUGCGACAGGACGAAGAAGCUGCCGCCAAAGAAGAGCAGCUCAAGCGAGAACAGUCGCGAAAGCGGGAUGCUGAGUUCCGUCUUGAGCAGCUCCGGACUGCCCGUGGCUUGGCUCCGGUGAGCCAAGGGGAGAAGCCUGCUGCAGUGGAAUCAAAGCCGGGUCAUAUUAAUCUGUUUGAAGGGAUUAAGAUUUUUGACCCUAUUAAAGGAUUAGAGAAUGAGGGAGGUGAUGGUAAAGAUGGGUUUAAGAAGAAUAAGAAGAUGAAGAAGGAGGAGAAACCCAGGGUUGUGACUGCAGAAGAUGAGAAGUAUAGGUUGGGUUAUGGAGUUGCUGGUAAAGGAGUUAAGCUGCCAUGGUACCUUGAAAGGCGGAGUGCAGAUGCAAAUGAUGACAGUGGUGACGGUGAUGAAUCGUCCAGAGGGGCUAAGGGGGAGAUGAACAAGAGUGGGAAGAAGACGUUGGAAGAAUUGCGGGAAGAACGAUUAGAAAGGGAGAAGCGAGAGAAAGAAAGGGAACGCGCACUGAUUCUGAACAAGACCCGAAAAGAUGGAGCUGCUUUGAAGGAUAGAAGGUUUUCUAGGAGGUGA
This is a messenger RNA of Prunus armeniaca (apricot), 663 nucleotides long. The record is from the annotation of a GenBank genome assembly. NCBI's taxonomy places the organism in Eukaryota, Viridiplantae, Streptophyta, Magnoliopsida, Rosales, Rosaceae.